Messenger RNA from Fukomys damarensis (Damara mole-rat), 470 nucleotides. It is a transcript of the gene Agrp, whose product is annotated as agouti related neuropeptide. Lineage: Eukaryota; Metazoa; Chordata; Mammalia; Rodentia; Bathyergidae. The transcript is spliced from 4 exons. The coding region runs from base 22 to 420 and encodes 132 amino acids. Gene Ontology annotation, molecular function: type 1 melanocortin receptor binding; neuropeptide hormone activity. Gene Ontology annotation, biological process: hormone-mediated signaling pathway; neuropeptide signaling pathway; adult feeding behavior. The record is from RefSeq and is a predicted model, not a curated record. Gene Ontology annotation, cellular component: extracellular region.
AAAGUGCCAGGAUUACAGGCCAUGCUGACCACAGUGCUGCUGAGUUGUGCCCUGCUGCUAGCAUUGCCUGAAACACAGGGGGCCCAGAUGGGCUUGACCCCCUCGGAGGGCAUCAGAAGGCCUGACCAGGUCCUGUUCCCAGAAUUCCCAGGCCUAGGUCUGCAUGCUCCACUGAAGAAGACAACUGCAGACAAAGCAGAAGAGUCUCUGCUGCAGAAGGCAGAAGCUUUGGCAGAGGUGCUAGACCCGCAGAACCGUGAGCCCCGCACCCCACGCCGCUGUGUAAGGCUGCAUGAGUCCUGCCUGGGGCAGCAAAUACCAUGCUGCGACCCGUGCGCCACAUGCUACUGCCGCUUCUUCAACGCUUUCUGCUACUGCCGCAAGCUGGGUACUGCUAUGAACCCCUGCAGCCGCACCUAACCGGCCAACAUCUGAACAGACAAGGGGAUGCGAAUAAAGGAUGGGAGCAA